GACGGCGGGCAGAAGAAGUAGAAAACAUUUUCUACUGGAAUGUUUAAACUGUCAAUUAGAGUGGGUAUCGCAAAAUCCAACCGUUGUUUAUUUCUCCUUCACGUGGGCAAACUUUAUCUUUAAUUCUAUGGUAAUCAGUUGUGUAUUGUGUUGUGGUAUUUUAUUUCGUGUUGAGACUUGUACCGCACACUUCUUAUUCUAAAAACGUUCAGUUGUAUUGCUUUGGCGUAGUGACGAGAAUAAAAUCAGUGAAAUUAAAUUGAAAUUGAAGAUCACCAUGCAUAAAACCAAGCGGCAUAAAGUAAGAAAAAACAUGAAAAUACAUUUUUUCAAUAACAAAGUAAAGAAUAUGAAUCAAUCGAAGGAGUGUAACGUUUGCUAUGAAAAACUCGAUCAUUUCGAUUCGGAUGAUCAGGAAGAAAUGGCAGAUCCUGAUGUGCAAGCAAACACGGACGAAGCCGACAGUAUCAACACAUUGUGGAACAUUCACGAUGAACUCAAUAAGUUGAGAGGCCACAUGUCAUCGCACAAUCUGCACUUAUCAGAAUCAGACAUCGUGCAGAAGAUCAAUUUCGAGGAGACCAGCGGCGGGCAUGCCCUGCCACGCUCCUAUAUCGUCGUUCGCAUCGCGGCGGAUAUUCCUGAACGCACCCUCGUUUGGCUCGUGGAUCGCAUCAAGGGUAAACGACGCGAUGGCGGCGCUGAAUUGAUCGUGAUGCGGCAGCCAUAUAAUAUCAAAGAUGGGAUUGUUUUGCACAUAUCAGCAUCACAGAUUAAAUUCCUCGAAGCGGCCGAGGAGAUGGAGAUUGUCAAGAUGGAUAAACACGGUGUGAUGCGCGAGUUUGUCGUCAAUGAUUUAGAAGAGUUUCUUGCUGAAGGCAUGCACACUGAGGAUCUGCUGACGGUCACCGAACGCCAGAAGAUUGUGCGCCACGAGCUGGAAAAUAUACGAGCGCUCGCCGAGGACAAUUUCAUUCCUGGAUAUCCAAACAUCGAUCUCUACGAGGGGCAGUCUGUAUUGCAGGUGUGUCUUGGUAAGGGCAUCGUCAGCAAAGUAUAUCCGCUGCAUGAUCGUGAACUGCUGAAGAAACUAGGACAUAGUUGGUAUUUAACGUUUUUUAGGACACAACCAUUUGCCGAAAUCCGUGAAUAUUUUGGUGAAGCCAUAUGCCUCUACUUUACAUUCUUGGGCUUUUAUACCACCGCGCUGCUGAUACCAUUGUUCCUCGGUUGUGUGCAACUGCUCAUUGGAGCCGAGGCCGUGCCGUUCUUCUGUGUGUUCAACGUGGUGUGGGUCACCGUUUUCCUCGAGGUCUGGAAGCGCAAGUCGAACGAAUUGGCCUUCCAAUGGGGCACAAUCGGAAUGACGAGUAUGGAUGAACCACGGCCUAACUUCCAAGGCCACAUGGCUAUUGAUGAAGUCACGGGCAAGAUGUCACCGCAAUAUCCACGAAUCAAAACCAAUUUUAAGAUGUAUUGUGGAUCUUUACCGAUUGUGGGUUUGUGUCUCCUUGGAGCUUUCUUCAUUAUGCUGUCCUCAUUUUGGGCGGAAGCGUAUCUCAAACAAUCUGAAUGGGAAUGGGCCCCAAUUUUGGUCCCGCUGCCUAGUAUUGUCUACACGUGCUUGGUAUUCCUCAUGGAUUCAUAUUAUCGACGUCUAGCUACAUAUUUAACCGAAUGGGAAAAUCAUCGAACACAAUCACAAUACGAUCGCCAUCGAGUGACAAAAUUAAUUCUUUUUGAGUUUGUGAAUAAUUUCAUGUCGUUGUUCUACAUUGCGUUCAUCUUACAAGACAUGGACAUGUUGCGCAGUCAGGUAGCAACGAUGCUGAUCAUCACGCAAGCGAUCAACAACGUGCAGGAAGCGAUAAUUCCUUUAGUGAUUAAAUUUUAUCACGUCAAGGUGCUGGAGAUUCAGAACAUCAUUUCGGGCGUACCGAAGCGCGCGGAGCUGCAGAAGACUGGGCGACCCACCCUUCAGCGUGAGUAUAGUGAAUAUGCACCGCUCGCGGCGGUGCCGGAAAUUCCCGAAGACGAUCAGCGGAUUAAGGAUGCAGACGAGGAAGGUGAUUUGGAUGAUUACGAAGGAACUUACGAUGAUUACCUGGAGAUGUUUAUACAAUUUGGCUAUGUGGUGUUGUUUUCGUCCGUGUAUCCAAUCGCUGCCUUUUGGGCUGUGUUCAACAACGUGCUGGAGAUUCGAGCGGACGCGUUCAAGCUGUGCGUCGUCUAUCAGAGGCCAAUGGGGAAAAGGGUCAAGGAUAUAGGCGCCUGGCAGAAAGCGUUUGAGGCUCUCGGCGCCUUAUCGAUCAUGACCAACUGUGGCUUGCUCUGCCUCUCUCCACAAGUACGCGCCUACCGACCCGAAUAUUCCGAAGUCGGAUGGGUGCUGCUCUUCGUGAUUCUGGAGCACUUCUUGCUCGGAUUGCGGUACUUGCUGCAUAUUGCCAUCACGGACAAACCGCAAUGGGUACGCGUGGCCCUCGCGAAGAAGAACCACGAGUCUCGUCAAGCGUUAAAAUUCGAGAGGGCUGUGAAGAAUCGCCGGAUUCUAACGCGCAAGUUCAAAACUGUGCAUGGUCCACACAAAAACUAAAUCAAUUCCCGUAUUUCUAAUGAGAUGAUAUGAUGAUGUAGUAUUAUAAACUUUGUUUUAGGUGUGAAUGGAUACGGGGUUGUUGGUGGUUGUAGAAUGGCCGCACUCGGUACGGAAUAUCUGAAUAUGUAGAAGAGUGUAAACCGGUAAUCGCUCGUUUAGUACUACAUCAAUCUAUCUGUCUGCAUAGACACUCGCCACGCUUGCCUCCCUGAAACUUCCAUUCUCAUAUCCCGUUCGCCCAUCGAUGGCGGCGUUCCGGGUGCGCGCACAGCACCACCCAGCUUGAAAUCCAAUUUGUGCGUGUGCCACGUUUGGAAGCGCGAAACCGUUGCGAAAUGGGUAUCCUGCAAUUCGGGAAAUUAUUUCCCACUUUAAACAUCAUCCACUCCCCCGUUCGGGACCAGCAGGAAUCACUUGGUACGAGUACACAUCAAAUGGAUAGAGUAAUAACAUUGGUUCUUUUUAGAUCUCGGUGAUUUUUUCCGCAUUGGAAUUGAAGGAAAUGGCAACUAAGUAAGUUCUCACUAAGUUCAUUUGCAUUUGCCUACUCGUACUUUGGAAAGAGCUUUCAGGACUUGGAGUGGAUGAAAGUUCACAAUUUGAACACCCGGAAAAACCUAAUCGGCAUUGUGUUUGCUCCCGACGGGAUAUUAAUCAUAACCAGUGUGCUCUGUAACUUUAUAUUUACGAGCAGUAAUUAUUUUAAUUAAAACUCGAUCUGCGGUUGACUGGCCCCGGCCAAAAUGAAACGA
Molecule: messenger RNA, 3351 nt
Organism: Dalotia coriaria
Lineage: Eukaryota; Metazoa; Arthropoda; Insecta; Coleoptera; Staphylinidae
Gene: Axs
Product: Abnormal X segregation
Exons: 13
Coding region: 278-2596 (772 amino acids)
Source: RefSeq, a predicted model, not a curated record